AUGAAUCGAUAUCGAUCAAGCGUUCAAACUGAAAUCGAGGAAAUUUUCCCACCUGAAAAUACAAGGUUGUAUACAAAAUAUACAAAAAGGUCUUUAUUUGAUAUUUUAUUGAAAGGUAACGAAAUUGUGAGCGCUUUUGAAGUUACAUGUCAGGCAGGAACGAGCGUUUCAAACCUAAGGGACAUAAUCUAUGAGAAGAAUAAGAACUAUUUCAAAGAAAUACAUGUUGACGCCAACAAGUUGUACCUAUGGAAGGUGGAUAUUCCUUACAAUAACCCUAAACUGAAAACACUUGAAAGCAGAUCUCGUGAUAUAAAUGAAGAAAAUACUACUAUACAAGAGCUUGGAGGAACAAAGUUAACACCAUUUGAGAAUAUUGAUGACAUUUUUGCGCGUAAUGUCUCCAAAAACAUCCGCAUCAUCGUACAACCUCCGGCCACUACUGUUUCGUCGAUGCGCAUCAUUCCUGACGAAGUUAAGAUUGAAAUUAAAAACAAAGUUAUAAAGGCCUUCCCACGCGUAAAAACUUCUUCAAUUGAACAGCUUAUUGACGCGCUCGCCUUGAUUUGGGACGUUGAGGUAGUGGAUAGUGACUCUCCAGGCCAACAAAACGACCCAUAUGUUGAACUAAAGAAGGAACCCUCUUUUUUCAAAGUAAAUUUUCCCCGUGGAAUAACCUUAGAGACUUCAAAAACAAUUGAUCUGUGUCUCCCUUCCUAUAGUAAAUCCGGAAUGAACUAUCACAAUCUCUUUUAUGAUGAUCCACAAUUCAUAAAAAUAGUUUCUCUUGUGCAAAAAAAGAUUAAAGAAGACCCGGGAGACAUAAUUGUGCUUGCUGGGGUUUCAGGUGGUGGAAAAACAUCGACAGCAUUUGGAAUUGCUAUAGAAAAUUGGUCAAUAUAUAUUGAUUUUUCUCCUAACUCAGGGUGUUAUAAAGGCAGCCAGUUGCAACCAGAGCUUCAAAAAAUCAGAGGUAUAAAACCUCAGUUUGAACGUGUUGAUCAACAAAAUGAAGUGUUUAACAUACUGGACAUGGCGAUAGUCUCACGCGGACUAUUACUUGUUAAGAUGCUUACUGAGGGAAAAAUUUCAACACCAAAGGAUUGGUUGUUUGUACAGCUUCAAAUGAAUGAUUCUGAAAUCCGAAAUAUCUUGGGCUUUGAAAAAUAUAAUACUCUUUCUAUUACUACACUUAUCACAAAGAUUAAUGAUUUUCUCGGAAUAAAUCGUCUAGUCUUAAUAUUUGAUGAGGCACAAGUCCUAUGUAAGCCCGAAUAUGGAAAAUAUGAAGGGAGUACUCGUGGCAAAAAAUGGAAUCUUUUGCAAGGUUAUUUAGCACAUCUUAACCAACAUCCGGUUACCUGCCUUCUUGCCGGCACAUACAUGCAUAUGGCAAGCGGACUUUCUCUUGUCACUUCUGUUGGAAAAGACCCAAAAAGGAAAGCUCAUAUUGUGCUACAACUUCCCUUUCUCUCACAUGAUGAUGUUUUGCGUAACCUUGAUGCCGUAAUUGAUCUGACGCAUGUUACGCCCAACACUCGCAACCUCUUAGGAUAUGUUCUCCAGGGGCGACCUCGAAACUGUGCAUUAUUUGUUCGGCUAUUAACAUCAAAGAAUAGAUCAAUUGGUAUAACGAAAAAUCAAGUGUUAAAAGAACUUGUUCCGUUUUGGUAUAACCGCAUUUGCUCUGAUAUGGCAAAAUAUUUGGAAACUGCGUGUGAAUAUUUUGGUGUAAAUCGUGUCGAUCCAGAGAAAGCAAUUAUGGAUAUUCUUAGACUUCGUGUUUUUUAUAAUCAAAAUUACAAGGAAGCUAUAAAACUUCUCCAGCAUAGCAUCAUUCCUUGCAAGUCACCAGAAUGCAUUGUUCUUGGCUCUAAAGAUGAAGAUUCUGAAAUAAAACCAUCGCUUGAAUCUUACUUUGGCUUUGAUGAUGAAGAUUCUGUUACAAUCGAAAUAAACCCAUCACUUGAAUCUUACCUUAUCAACAGCAUUGUAUUAUAUCUUAAAAAAACACAAAGAUCAUUGAUAGGUGUCUUUGUUGACAACAUUAUCACGCUCAAUAACAUUUCAUCAAUUGGCAAUGAAUUUGAUGCGGUCUUUAUUACAGCAAUAAUUCAUAAAUUUGGGCUUAAUGUACGAGAAGAACUUAAUAAAUGGAAAAAUGGACAACAAUUUGAUCUUCCUUCAUGGAUCACUCCCACGAUGAAGUUUGUUACAACUUCAAAUCUAUCAGGAAACGUUCCUAUUGUCAAAUAUGUUAAUGAUAAAUCCUAUUCUUCUUAUGCAAUUCAACCGGACAUAUACUCAGGAUCAGACGUGGUGAUUUAUCUUGCAGAUAAAAACCACAAUAUGGUGCUAUUAUCGGCAAGCUGUACAGUUUCUAAAGAAUUUUCUUAUAAGGAACCAAAACGCCUCCAAAUUCGUCUUAGUAGUAAUUUAAAUUAUGAUUUGAAUUAUGCCGAAAAUACCAAGAACUACCAGAUAUCUAAGGUCUCUAAGCGCGCAGAGUAUCACGAGAAAAUCAAAACUUCUACAGAGAAUCGAAAACAUAUUUAUGUUUCAGUGGAGCUUCCAUAUAGAAAAGGUGAAAGAUCAGAGUUAUUUCGAUUAAAUGAAUAUGAUGAUCUUGUGAUUAUUGUGGAUGAUCGUAAUAUGGAGCAUGUUUUUGGGCCAGACAUUAAUAGGCUAAUGGAAAGAAUUAGUAAAUCCGAAGAAUCAAGAAGAUUUGAUGAAUUUUCAGUUCAGAUAAUAUUUUAA
Funneliformis geosporum is the source of this 2757-nucleotide messenger RNA. The record is from the annotation of a GenBank genome assembly. NCBI's taxonomy places the organism in Eukaryota, Fungi, Glomeromycota, Glomeromycetes, Glomerales, Glomeraceae.